AUGCGAUGGCCACCAUGGGCUUCCGAAUCGCAAGCCCGAGAACAACAAGAUGAACAAAACAAAACGAACUGGAACAAAUCCCUCAAUGCGAUUGACUGGGCCGCAUUCACCGAACCCAGGACUUUAAUUCCCACUCUGAUCCUCACGACAGGAAUCGUCGGCGCACUGCAGAUCCGCCGCCGAUACCUGCGCCGUUUCCCCGACGCCGUUAGCAUUUCGCCAUCGUAUUUCCGGAAGAGGACCAUCUUGGGCCAAGUGACGAGCGUCGCGACGGCGAUGGUUUCAGACUAUACCACACACCCGGAGGAAGACUGGCGGGAUGGGAUCUCCGUUCGCUUAGCUGGUGUGGAUGCGCCGGAACUCGCGCAUUUCGGUCGCCCGGAGCAGCCUUAUGCUCGGGAAGCUCAUGAAUGGUUGACGUCGUACGUUCUUAAUCGCCGUGUUCGGGUCUUGGUGCAUCGGCAGGACCAGUAUCAGCGUGUGGUGGCUUCUGCGUACGUGCGACAGGCCCUCGAUUUCCCGAUUCCUUUUCGUCGUCGUGAUGUGUCAUAUGAGAUGUUGACGCGGGGAUUGGCUACUGUGUAUGAGGCGAAGGCGGGUUCUGAAUUUGGCGGCCCUGAACUGGAACGGAAGUAUAGAGAGGCGGAAUCUAUAGCAAAACGGAAGGGUACGGGUCUGUGGAAGGAAUAUCGUCGCAACCGCAAAGGUUGGGAGAGUCCGCGUGAGUAUAAGACUCGUAUGGAGGCGCAGGGUAAGGGCGAUUGA
Molecule: messenger RNA, 765 nt
Organism: Aspergillus nomiae NRRL 13137
Lineage: Eukaryota; Fungi; Ascomycota; Eurotiomycetes; Eurotiales; Aspergillaceae
Product: thermonuclease family protein
Exons: 2
Coding region: 1-765 (254 amino acids)
Cellular component (GO): cytoplasm; mitochondrion
Source: RefSeq, a predicted model, not a curated record